Molecule: messenger RNA, 3693 nt
Organism: Hypanus sabinus (Atlantic stingray)
Lineage: Eukaryota; Metazoa; Chordata; Chondrichthyes; Myliobatiformes; Dasyatidae
Product: NACHT, LRR and PYD domains-containing protein 3-like
Exons: 9
Coding region: 347-2770 (807 amino acids)
Cellular component (GO): cytoplasm
Molecular function (GO): protein binding
Source: RefSeq, a predicted model, not a curated record
UUAAUGUUUGACCCUCCUGUUAUUUUUCUUUUUUUGUGACAGAGCAGUAAAAAUUGAUCACACCUGUCCACAAAAUGGAUCAAUGUGCGAGCAGGAGAGGAGUUCCAGUAACGUCAACAUCGGGAAAGGACACGGUGAUCACCGAGCUCCUGGCAAGCUGGGAUGAUUCCCAGCUGCUGCAGUUGACGGACUCCUACCGGGACAGGGUGGAGCAGGCGAUGGAAGGAGGGGUGCACGGAGUGAGCCUGGCAUUAACGGCCGAGAAUCAGUUCAGCGGAGAGGAACAUCGGAAAAUCUCUGAUCUCGCUGAUAAGGGAGAGCGGGCGGACUCCUCCUGAGCCUGGUGAUGGAGAAAGGCUCCCGCGCCCGGAGGGUGAUGUGGGAAACCUUUGUGAAAAUGCGGAUUGGUGUCCCAAAGUUGGAGAAAAUACUGAAAGAAAUACAGGAACAUGGUUGUGAUUCUUCCCAUCGACCAAUUCCCGCUCAACAUUUACUAAAGAUUCUCAGUGAGCUGAAAGAUGUUCAACAGAAACACAAGGAGACUCUGCGGGCACAAACUGAAACACUGAGAGUGAACACGAUCCUGAUGACGGAGAAGGUGAAGGUUUUCCAGCUGGUUGAUCAAUACACUGAGCUCACGGUCAUUUCUACUGUUCGAGAUCGGAGACUGGUGGAACAUGAGCUGCUGGAAAGAGGCAGAGACCACGAGGAGUGGAGAGAAAAACAUCUCCGUGGUAAGCUGGAAAAAAUCCGGACUGAUCAGCUGUUCCAGAGCAGCUUUUCCCGGAGUAACUCUGAAUCUGGGAAUUCGGCAGCAGUUGCUGGAGACCCAGGGAUCGGGAAAACCACAAUGGUACAAAAGAUUGUUUAUGACUGGGUCACGGGGAAAAUAUAUCAACAAUUCCAGUUUGUCUUCAGUUUCAAAUUCCGGGGUUUAAACUUCAUUAACCACAGAAUAAACCUGACAGAACUCAUUCUGGAUCAGUAUCCUUACUUUGCAAAUAUCCUGAGAGAGGUCUGGAAGAACCCAGAGGGAUUGCUGUUUAUAUUCGAUGGUUUGGAUGAAUUCAAUGACGCAAUUGAUUUUGCUGACAGUCGGAGAGAUACAGAAACUUGGUCCACAUGCACAGAUCCUGAAUUCAAGUGCAAGGUGUCUGAUAUUGUGUACAGUUUAAUCCAGGGCAAGCUGCUCCCAGGGUGUUCAGUGCUGGUGACCACCCGCCCCACUGCGUUACAUUUAUUGAAAAAGACUGAGAUCAGUGUCAGGGCUGAAAUCCUGGGAUUUUCUGGUGAGGAACGGAAGAAAUAUUUCUUCAGGUAUUUUGAAGAUCAGACGGUGGCAGCAGCUGUUUUCAGACAUGUGAAGGAGAACGAGAUCCUGUACAGCAUGAGCUACAACCCCUCCUACUGCUCGAUCCUUGCUCUGGCACUGGGCCCCUUCUUCACACCAAAUGUCAGGGACCCGCAGCGAGUGCCCAAGACCAUCACCCAACUGUACUCCUACUAUAUUUACAACAUCCUGAAAAACCACAGCCGUGAGAUUGAGAACCCCCGUGAUAUGUUACUCAGGGUUGGUCAGAUGGCCUUCAGAGGAGUGUCCGAGAAGAAGAUUGUGUUUACAGAUGGGGAUUUGAUCAACUACAAUCUGCAGCCUUCCCAGUUCCUGUCCGGGUUCCUGAUGGAGCUUUUGGAGAGAGAGGAUUCUGCCCGGAAUGUGGUGUACACAUUCCCACACCUCACCAUCCAAGAGUUUGUAGCUGCAGUCGCACAAUUCCUGAAUCCACAUCCCGGGGAUAUCUUGAAAUUCCUCACUGGAGCCCACAAUACCACAGAUGGGCGAUUUGAAGUAUUUCUCCGUUUUGUUGCUGGACUCUCCAACCCAAAGACAGCUCGGGGCCUGGAGGAGUUUCUGGGUCCAUUUCCUCAUCAAACAACCUGCCGGGUGAUUGACUGGGUGAAGGAGGAGGUUAUACGCCAGAUAAAUAUCUCUGCUGGUGAAGAUGAUACAAGGAACCUCCUGAACACAUUGCACUACCUGUUUGAGUCUCAGAAUACUGGACUGGCUCGAGGCACACUGGGAUCUGUGGAAAAACUUUCAUUCAGUGAAAUGCCACUGUCCCCGAUUGACUGCGGGAUCCUGUCUCAUGUCAUUGGACUCUGUGAUACAAUAAAACACCUCUGUUUUUGGAACUGCCGUAUUCAGUUUGAAGGAAUACAGCGGCUGGGAUCCGGGCUACACAAGUGCCAGGAGUUGAGACUUGGGAGUAAUGACCUGGGAGAUUCAGGAGUGAAACUGGUGUCUGCGGCUCUGAGGAACCCAGAGUGUAAAAUACAGAAACUGCGGCUGAACGAUGUUGGCCUCACAGGUUCUGGUGCCGAGGAUCUCGCCUCCACUCUCAGUGCAAACCGUACACUUACAGAGCUGAACCUGAGUGUUAAUAAACUGGAAGAUUCAGGAGUGAAACUGGUGUCUGCGGCUCUGAGGAACCCGGAGUGUAAAAUACAGAAACUGUGGCUGUGGAAAGUUGGUCUCACGGAUUCUGGUGCCGAGGAUCUUGUCUCGGCUCUCAGUACAAACCAAUCACUGACGGAGCUGGACCUGAGAUUAAACUCGCUAACGGACCGAUCUGUCCCUGCUCUCCGUCGCCUGAUACUGUCCGUCCAAAGUCUGGCCUAUAUUGAGCUGUGGAGAAAUCACUUCAGUGAGACUGGGGAGAUGGAACUGAGAUCUCUGCAGGAAGUCAGACCCGGACUGACAGUGAACCUGUGAACAUCUGAAUGAGUGAACAUCCCCGCUCAAGGGAUGGGGACAUUUUGGUCGAUUCCUCACCAUCCCCUUUAAUGACAACACUCCGGGUUUAAUUCCCAAUGGUUCUAACGGGUCACGUUUCCAACCAAGCACUCUGUGAUGUCGGAGGUGUUUCCGCAGGCAUGUAAUUUCCCUUUGUGACCAGCGGCGCUAUUUCUGCUGGAUGUCCCGGUCUGAGAGUUCAUUUAAGUGAGACCUUGGGGAAAUACACAGAUAGAAGAGGCGGGGCUCAGUCUGGGACACCGGUGUCUGGGGUGGGAUUAUCCUGAGAGAGAACACUAUUGCUCACUAUGCUGAGGAAAAUACAUUUAGGAGUCUGUCCGAAAUUACGAUGUUAAAUGAGUAAGUACCUUGGUAGCGACCCUGGAACUGCAGCGAUCUCGGACACUGUCCUGAAAUGUGAUUUUAUAACCAUCGGUUUCCUGAAGCAGAGUGAUAGUGAGAAACGGGACUGAUGAUUCAAUCUGUUUACUCGUUGUUACUGGUGUGUGACUCUGAGUGAAUCAGGAAUAGCUUAUUUAUUUCCGCAAGUUAGCAGGUUACACGUUGUUUAAUUUACAUUUACAUUUGUCAUGUGUGUUGGCGCGUGGCCUAGUGGACAAGGCAUCGGACUAGCAACCUGAAGGUCACUGUUUCGAGCCUGAGCUGAGGCAGCGAGUUGGUGUCCUUGAGCAACGCACUAAACACAUUGCUCUGUGGCACCGGGGCCUAGUGCUCGUCCCUUGGACAACAUCGGUGGCGUGGAGAGGGGACAGCUUGCAGCCUGGGCAACUGCUGGUCUCCCAUCAAAAAACCCUGGAAAUGAAACCUUCCAAGGCGCAAAUCCAUGGUCUCAUGAGACUAAUGGAUGACUAUUAUUAUGAUGAAAUCAAUAAACUGCUGUA